UUUACAGACACAGUCGUGUCACCAACAACACAUUUUGCCGAAUGUUCAACGUGUUAUAUAGAAGAAGUGUGUCGUCUUGUUUUAAUCGUUUUGUUAGAGUGUCCCUUCGUGUUUGCCAUUACUCCACCAUUGACAUGACAUCUUUCCGACCUAUUGUAAUCAGUGGACCGUCUGGAGGUGGUAAAAGUACACUGUUAACACGCCUUUUCAAAGAAUUCCCAGACUGCUUUGCAUUUAGUGUUUCACAUACAACAAGAAAUCCACGAGCGGGCGAACAAGAUGGAAAAGAUUAUUUCUUUGUUACAAGACCAGACUUUGAGUCAUUAAUGGCAGAGAAUGGGUUUUUAGAACAUGCAGAAUUCUCAGGGAAUAGAUACGGAACAAGUAAAAAAGCAGUAGAAGAUAUACAAAAGACUGGAAGAAUCUGUAUAUUGGACGUAGAAGUUAAUGGGGUGAAAAAUAUAAAAAAGACAGAUUUCAAUGCUAGAUAUGUGUUCGUCAGACCUCCUAGUAUGGAGGUUUUGGUUGAACGAUUAAAAUCACGUGGAACAGAAACAGACGAAAGUUUACAGAAAAGAAUAAAUUCAGCAACAGAGUCUCUGGAAUAUGCUGAACAGAAAGGCAGCUAUGACCAUACUGUAAUAAAUGAUGAUUUAGACAAAGCCUAUGAUAAUUUCAGGGAAUUACUUAUAGAGGAUAUUACAGCACUGCAACAAGCCAGAUUAAAAACAACGAAAUAAUGAUGACUAAAAGAUAAACUUUACUGAUAUCUGCAUUUCUGUAUUUCCAGAUAGAAAAUAAAACAUUCCGUCUUUCUGUUAUGAAAUAAAAAUUGAUAAAACCAAACAUUUUAUUUUAUUCACAAUUAUGAUGUCAAGAAUUUUAAAGGUAAAUGAUUUUUUUCUUCUUCUGGAAAUGCUGGAGUGCCGAUUAUGUGAAAAGGUUGAAUGAUUCUGCAAUAAACUGGUAGCUCAACACUAUUAUACAGUGCAAUUUUUAAGGACUGUUUUUUAUAAUAAUGCAAUUGAUUUUUAGCAGCUAGAGCUUCAUCUUGCAAACAAAUUGUAAAGUUUUGGCUGGAUUAAUUUUAAGCUAUCAUAUAAAAUCCUGUUGAACAGGAAAUGUAAUUGAUUACUGUAUAGCUAAAUAUAUAUGUGUAAGUUAUGUUUAUGGAAUAAGAUCACCUAUUUAAAGCCCCAUUACUUUCUAUGUUCAAUUCUGCAAUGAAGAGCUAUAAAAGCUAUUUGCUGAAGGUUCAGAUAAAAUGACAGUCAUUUCAUGUCAAAACUAUGCCUUAUCCUAAAAAUUCAACAUAUCUUAUGUAGUAAAAGCAAUUUUAAGUGAACUGGUUCUGAGAAGUUAUGUAGUACAAAACAGGUACUGUUGAUUGAGCAGGAGGGCAAAUAUGCUCUCCUUUCAAAUAUUUUAUAUAUCUAUUAUCAAUCAAAAAAAUUUAAGUAAGGAUUCUUCAGUGGUCUAAGGUCCUUCAGCUUUUAUCUGAAACCAAAAUUACACAAAUAUUUCAUUUAUUGAAAAAGUUACAGCUGUGUGUAGGAAAUAGAAAUAUUUUGUUUGAAAUAUGUACCACUUUUGUGUAUAUUCUUUCUAACGGUGCCUGAAUUAGUGCCUCUAUAUCAUAACAAAAUUAUUGUUGCAUAUCAACUGUUUACAUUUUGCUGUAUAUCCAUAAAUGAAUUACCUAGACUGCCAAUGUUGGAUCCAUGAUGUCUGAAGGGGAAUGGGAGAGCAUCACUGAAGAUUAUUGGUAAAAUGUCCAUAGCAGCAGUAAAAUAAGUACUGCUAGUGUAACUACUAUUGAAACAUGGGUGAAAUUUGAUAUCUGACUUACGUUUUUAGAACCAGCAAUCCUUAAUUGAUAAUAAUCAUCCGAGAAUAUACUAAUGGGUGUGGAUGGGGGUUUACAGAAUAGAGAAUAAUGGGCAAAAAAUAUUAAGAAUCUAAGAACAAUGGACCAAGAAAAUAAAGAAUAGAAUAAAGUCAGGUGCUAAAAUAUGAAAACAAAAUUAUGAGGUGCUAAAAUAUGUAAGGAAAAAUGAAUAAUGGGCAACAAGAAUGAAGAAAUAGAAAGAUUGGCAAAAGUACAAAGAAUAGAAAAAAAAUGGCCUAAACAUUAAAGAAUACAAAAAUGAAGGACCAAAUAGACCCUCAUACAAGUGUUUGGAUUUUUGGCAUUUCUUCUGUGACGCUAAGCGCGAAAAGGGUUACAAUAUUUCAACAAACAUAAAUAACUGUUCUUUAAAUAAUGUCACUCCUAAUCUAUUGAUGUGUCUAUGUUUAUAACAAUAAUAAUAGUUGUGGGUAGAAUAUGGUUAACUCAGAUAUUCAUGUGUAUUGUGUAUUUUUAUUUAUAACUGUUUAUAUGCAAGUUGUGGUUAGAAAAUUUGGAAAUUCAGAAUAUAAUAAAUACUGUUAUUGGCUGUGUACAGUAUGCAUUAUACAUAUAGUGUAUUUUUAGGUUUAAUUGUUAUACAAGUUAUGGGUAGAACGUUGUUAAUUAAGAAAACAAUGUAUACCAUACUGGGCUGUGUACAGUAUGCAUUGUAUUUAUGGUGUAUUUUUACAUAUAACUGUUAUGCAAGUUGUGGUUAGAAUAUUGGUGAAUAAAGAAAAUAAUGUAUACCGUAUUGGGCUGUGUACAGUAUGCAUUGUAUUUAUUGUGUAUUUUUACUUAUAACUGUUAUACAAGUUGUGGGUAAAACAUUGUUAAUUAAGAAAAUGAUGUGUACUCUAUAUGGCUGUGUACAGUAUGCAUUGUAUGUAUAGUGUAUUUUAAUAUAUAUCUGUUAUGUAGAUUGUGGGUAGAACAUUGUUAAUUAAAGAAAAUAAUGUAUACUGUAUUGGGCUGUGUACAGUAUGCAUUGUAUUUAUGGUGUAAUUUUACAUAUAACUGUUAUGCAAGUUGUGGGUAGAAUAUUGUCUUUUAUUGUAUAAUUUUAUAUCCCUGACAUCAUUUAGAAUGAAAAUGAUUGGCGAAAUUGUGUAACAAAUCAAGUAUAAAGGAGAAUUUAUGAUAUAGUCACCUUUUAAUAUUAAAAAUAGAUAUCUGAAAGUAUCAUAAAAAAAUUAGAUCUGUAGAUAUCGAUUUGAGAAAUAUCUCUACUUAAAGUUUAGAUUGAAGGCUGAAGCAAACAUUAACUUUACUCAUCUCAAUUUAAGACUCCUGUUGCUUUACAAGAUAAAAGAUGAAAUUCAAAGAUAUUUUUUGAUGUAAAGUAUCAGCAGUAGCAGAACAGUUCAGCAUCACCUUAAUGCUGAAUGGUUUGAAACACACAUCUGGUUUAUUUACUAUUACCCUGGUACCUUUGAUAACUAUUGAUGUACUCUUAGUCCAAUAAACAAUUAAUAUAGACGGGUCCAAACAAAUGUCUUUUGACAAUCAAACAUGUAAAACUUUCAAUCCAAAACUAAAUCAAACAUUAUAGAAGAAGUAUGCUAGAGGUUUUUUUAAAUGCCAGUCAGACUGGAUUCAUUAAUGAAUGGUUAUACUGUUACAGUUAAGAAUAAAUUCAGAAAUAAUUACGAGGUUUUUAUUAAUGAGACUGGGAGAGAGUCUGGUUUUAUAACUGAUAAAUAUAUCUGUUUACAAAUUUUCAUGAAAUCACUAUAAGUUAAUCUCGUAUUUUGUCCAUUAAAAUCAUAAUCAUUUCUGAAUUUAAAGUUUAUAAAAGAAUAUUCUUUAAUUAUUUGCAUAGUGUCAUCUAAUUACCUGUAUAAUCUGGACAACAUACUACCUGUCUUAUCUGAACAAAAUUCUAUCUGUCUGAUCUGGACAAAAUCCUUAUAGUCCCAUAAAUUUGGAUAUUACUGGUUUAUUUUCAUUGUAUUUAUGUUUUGCUUUUUUUUCAUUUGCUCUGCAUUUCAGUUCUUACAGAUUUGUCUUCUCUUCUCUCUAAAGAAUUGUCUUUUCCUGUUCAUAGAGAAAAGAUGGACCAAAUAUACCAAAGGGAUAGUCAAAGUUGUCUUCUCCUGUGCAUCUUGAGUUGUCCCCUCCUGUUCAUACAUAGUUGUCUCCUCCUGUUCAUACAUAGUUGUCUCCUCCUGUUUAUACAGAGUUGUCUCCUCAUGUUCUUACAGAGUUGUCUUCUCCUGUUCAUACAGAGUUUUCUUCUCUUGUUAAAAGUGCUAAUAUUGUGUUCAUGUGAAGGGGAACAACAUUUUGUUUUUGAUAUCACUUAAUGUUGUGAUAACAAUAGGAUCACAGGGCUAUCAGAUACUCAAAACAAGCUAAAUUAGAACCCAAAAAAUUUGAUUUCAAUUUGACAUUUUGCCCAUGGCUGUUCAAAAAAGAUUUUGGAGCCAAAUAAUUAGAUAUGGGUGCUUGCAUUUUCCUUAAAGUGUGAAAAAAGCAAUCUAUAAUAUUUCAUCUAUAGGUGGUUGGGGUCUUCAAAAAGUGCUGAUAUUUAUUAUUCUAAUAUUCUGAACCAAAAUAAUUCAGACUUAAGCUUUAUCAAAAUGAAAGAAUUAGAAUAUUCACUUGUAUGUUAUAUAAGUAGUACUUGUAUUUUAUUUAGAUUUAAAAAUUUACAUACAUAAAAUAUAAGUCAAAAUUUAAUUAUUUGUUGUUUUUUCUGUGUAUUAAUAAUGUCUUUUAUCUUGUUAUAUGCUAUAGAUAAUAAAUAUUCUAAUGCAA
This is a messenger RNA of Mytilus trossulus (common blue mussel), 4651 nucleotides long. Its product is annotated as guanylate kinase-like. Gene Ontology annotation, biological process: purine nucleotide metabolic process. The coding region runs from base 42 to 740 and encodes 232 amino acids. The record is from RefSeq and is a predicted model, not a curated record. The transcript is spliced from 8 exons. Gene Ontology annotation, cellular component: cytosol. Gene Ontology annotation, molecular function: GMP kinase activity. NCBI's taxonomy places the organism in Eukaryota, Metazoa, Mollusca, Bivalvia, Mytilida, Mytilidae.